Molecule: messenger RNA, 4126 nt
Organism: Colius striatus (speckled mousebird)
Lineage: Eukaryota; Metazoa; Chordata; Aves; Coliiformes; Coliidae
Gene: GK
Product: glycerol kinase
Exons: 20
Coding region: 94-1761 (555 amino acids)
Biological process (GO): glycerol-3-phosphate biosynthetic process; glycerol metabolic process; triglyceride metabolic process
Cellular component (GO): mitochondrion
Molecular function (GO): glycerol kinase activity
Source: RefSeq, a predicted model, not a curated record
ACCCACGCGCCGCUGGCCGCAAGCUGCCAGGGGCAGUGCCAGUGCGGCCGUUAUCCGCUCGCUCAGGGACCAACGGGUGACUGAGCGGGGCUCAUGGCCGUGUCGGACCGGAUGGUGCUGGGGCCACUGGUGGGCUCUAUCGAUCAGGGUACCAGCUCCACUCGCUUCCUGGUUUUUAAUGCAAAGACAGCAGAGCUCUUGAGUCACCAUCAAGUUGAAAUACAACAGGAAUUCCCUAAAGAAGGAUGGGUGGAACAAGAUCCAAAGGAAAUAUUAAGGUCUGUUCAUGAAUGUAUGGAAAGGACCUGUGAGAAACUGCAACAACUGAACAUAGACAUCACUAACAUCAAAGCCAUUGGAGUCAGCAAUCAGAGAGAAACAACAGUGGUUUGGGACAAGACAACUGGAGAACCUCUUUAUAAUGCUAUUGUAUGGCUUGACCUGAGAACCCAGUCAACAGUUGAACGGCUUCUUAAAAGAAUUCCAGGAAAGAACAAAGCCUUUUUUAAGUUUAGAACUGGUCUUCCACUUAGCACUUACUUUAGUGCAGUGAAACUUCGAUGGCUUUUGGAUAAUGUAGAAGAGAUUUGGCAAGCAGUUCAUGAUGGAAGAGCUAUGUUUGGGACUAUUGAUUCAUGGCUUAUAUGGUGUUUGACAGGUGGAAAGAAUGGAGGUGUUCACUGUACAGAUGUAACCAAUGCCAGUAGAACAAUGUUGUUCAACAUUCAUUCCUUGGAAUGGGAUCCUGAGCUCUGCGAGUUCUUUGAUAUUCCUAUGGAAAUACUUCCAAAAGUACGAAGCUCCUCUGAGAUUUAUGGCUUGAUGAAAUCUGGAGCUUUGACAGGUGUACCAAUUUCCGGGUGCUUGGGUGACCAGUCUGCUGCUCUCGUUGGGCAAAUGUGUUUUCAAGAUGGGCAGGCAAAAAAUACGUAUGGAACAGGAUGUUUCUUGCUGUGCAAUACAGGUCAGAAGUCGGUAUUUUCUGAGCACGGUCUUCUAACCACAAUAGCUUACAAACUGGGCAGAGACAAACCUGUUUGUUAUGCACUAGAGGGAUCUGUUGCAAUAGCUGGUGCUGUUGUUCGUUGGCUGAGGGACAAUCUAGGUAUUGUUCAGACUUCACAGGAAGUUGAAAAACUGGCUGCCGAAGUUGGGACUUCUUAUGGCUGCUACUUUGUGCCAGCAUUUUCAGGACUGUAUGCACCAUACUGGGAACCCAGUGCAAGGGGUAUUAUCUGUGGCCUUACUCAGUUUACAAAUAAGAACCACAUCGCCUUUGCUGCACUAGAAGCUGUCUGCUUUCAAACACGAGAGAUUUUAGAUGCCAUAAACAAGGACUGUGGGAUACCACUAAGUCAGUUGCAAGUAGAUGGAGGAAUGACUAAUAACAAAAUCCUCAUGCAGCUCCAGUCAGACAUUCUCUGUAUUCCAGUAGUAAAGCCAUCAAUGCCUGAAACAACAGCUCUAGGAGCUGCUAUGGCUGCAGGAGCUGCAGAAGGAGUGGGAAUUUGGAGUCUGAAUCCUGGAGAUUUGACAGCGGUGACUUGUGAACGAUUUGAACCACAGAUCAAUCCAGAGGAAAGUGAAUUUCGCUAUGCCAGAUGGAAGAAAGCUGUGCUGCGAUCUAUGGACUGGGAGACAUCUGAAGCUCCUUCAAAUGGUGACACUAGUAUCUUCUGUAGUCUGCCUUUGGGGUUUUUUAUUAUGAGUAGCAUGAUAAUGUUAAUCGGAGCAAAGUACGUCUCAGGUACUGGUAAAUGAGACUACUUAGUGGACUCUGGAUGCAGCUGAUAUUUUUGUUUCAUUUUGCUUUGUUAUCUGAAGAGAUUCCAUCACCAAUGUGGUUAUACUACUUGAGUGAAUAAUCCGUUCAUGAAUCCAUCUGUUGCCAGUCCGAGUCACCUCCCAGUGGUACACUGAAACUAAAGUCUUCAGCCUUUCGUUACUCUGCUCCCUCCCUGUCAACUCCAUCUGCGCUAGAGGCCUUUGUGUGGACUAUCUCACAUCAUCCUCUAAGUUUUCACAAACCCUAGUUUUGUUUGAGGAGGUUGGUGUAACAAAACCCUGCAACUUCUGAGGUAAUGUCAGACAGAUGUUUAGCUACCCUUUUCAGGGUUUGGGUACUUCAUACAACUAAACAACUGCAGAAAGCUAACGAUGCACUAUAGAACUUUGUAAACAUCUUCCAAUUCUUCUGGCUGCUGUGAAUUAUCUUUCAUAUGUCUAUGGUUGCCAAAGAUGUUUUAUUGUAGUGGCCACUGGUCUGAAACAAUUUCAGUGGUAUAAACCUUUCAAACACUAGCUCAAAAUGUAUUGUCAGUAGCACACAUCACCACUGGUUUGGCAAUUAAGAGGUUGCUGGUACAGGCCACUGAGUACUGCUGAAAUGACCAGUUAAAGUUUUAACAGUUUGAUAAAGUUUAAAAGUUUGGUAAAGCUUACAAGUUCAGUUUGGCUUAUGGAGUGUCUAGUCAGUUUGCUGCAUUUAAGACACUAAGUUCUGUAGCUGUAGCUUUAAAGAGGUAGAAGUACAUAGAUGCUCUUGUGCUUUUGUGUCAGUUUGGAAAGACAAAUUUGAGACAGGAUGCUAUUGACAGGACAGCUUUUUGGUCCUCAGCAACUGAUAACUCUUAAAACUACUUUUCUUGACCAAUACUACGUGUCUUCUGUCGUGCUGCUUAAGGAUGUUUUAGUGACUAUUUGUUAAACUUUUCAAAGUUGAAGCUAAGUUACUUUUCCUUUAAGAGGGUCCACUUUAAAUUAAAUAUCAGUUCUUGAUCUCAUUUAGUAUAUCUCAGGGACCAAAAUCUCCCUUUCAGUUUCCAUGUCCAGAGUUCUAACAGCAAAUUGUCUCAAAAUAUGCUGGGACAACCCAAAACCCUGGCUUGGAAGAGUAAGCACUUGACACCUGAAACAGGCCACUGGAAUUCACAAGCAACGGGUGUGACAGCUGAGUUGCACCCACUUUGAAAUGUUUUGCCCUCCACAAGUAAAGGAGUGAGGCCGUACUCUUAUCUUCAGCUUUCCUGUUGACACCAACAGCAUGACAAAUGCCAGCCUUAUUGGUUAGGUCAGAGGAAAUGUGUUCUCGUGUAGCAUAGUUAGAUCAGUGUAGAAUGGUAGUGAGGCUAAAUGUGGGAACAACACAGAGAAUUUCAAAUGUGCUUUAAUGCACUAGGAGUUAAAGGGAGUGGUUUUUUGUGUAUGUUUGUUCUUAAAUUUUUUGUCCUGAAGAAAACAAUCUCUAAGAAAAGUUUGAUUUUCUUUGUUCAACUAUGGCUAGAGGCUUAGUUUUUAAAAAGAUAUUAAAUAUGUAUGUGUCUGAAGCAACGGAUUGCACAGAAGUUCAGAUCUGUAUAAUUUAUUUAGCAUCAAAUACCUAUUAAUUGCCUUUUUAUUAUGAAGUGCAAUGACCUUUAAAAAUGUGACUUUUAAGAAGUUGGAGAAGGAACAUUUUUUGUCCUGUGGUUGCAGGUAUAAAUUCAACAGAGGGGGAUUUUUGUGCACAGGUAAAAAUAUAACAACAUCAUUCAAAUCCCUUAUCUCCUAUAAAUACUCAAAUGUGAGGUGUGAGUUUUCUGGUUUGUAUUGGAGAGGUGAAGAAAGAGUGCAAACUGAACAUGAACCCACCUUACCCCAAGGAAGAGGAGUAACAGCAGCCUUUGCAACACACAGGGCCAGGGCAGCACACACCUCGAACACUGGACUUCUAAGUGUAACUUCUUGCCAAAAACACUGAAGUAUGGAACCUGGGAACGUGGAAGCAUUGCCUUUGCCGGUGAUAUAUAUGGCAGGGGGAAAGGUAGCACAUAAUAAGCCGGAGGAAGAUUUGUUUUGCUGCUUUUCUGGCUUAGCUUUUACUGGGAAACACAAUUCCUAUUACUUUUUCACUAAGUAAAAUUCAUUAUUUUAUUUUCAAUUAUUAUUGCGAAUAUUUUUUAAGAAUUUCACACCACUGUUAACUUUCUACCAACAUAGUUGAAAUAUAUUGUAAACUGUUUGUUGGGGGGAGGGGACAAACUGUUGAAAGUUAGCUUUUUGUGAAGCUAUGAUUUAUUUUUUUCUAUACAUUAAUGGAUUUAUAAAUUCUUACUUGAGAAAUCUUUAACUUGGCAUUAAAAUACCA